Messenger RNA from Letharia columbiana, 1122 nucleotides. RefSeq lists its product as uncharacterized. Bases 1 to 1122 code for a protein of 373 amino acids. Gene Ontology annotation, molecular function: aldehyde dehydrogenase (NAD+) activity. The transcript has 2 exons. Lineage: Eukaryota; Fungi; Ascomycota; Lecanoromycetes; Lecanorales; Parmeliaceae. The record is from RefSeq and is a predicted model, not a curated record.
AUGGCGGACUCGUUCUACCCGCCGCGCCAUCUCUACUAUGACGGCCAGGUCCAGGUAGGUUCUGGAGGUAUUUUCAGAUCCAUCGAUCCAUCGACCGCACAGCCACUGGCAGAUAUCCAUGCUGCCUCCCACUCCGACAUUGACUCAGCCAUUCAAUCAGGUCAACGAGCUUUUCAUGGUUGGUCAACAACGCCCCCAAUUGUUCGAUCUCGCAUCCUCCUGAAGGCAGUCCAGCUUCUACGAGAUAGAAACGAUGAGAUUGCGAGGACAGAGACACAAGACACAGGGAAGCCGUUCUCCGAGACAAGCACAGUUGAUGUGGUGACGGGAGCGGAUGUGCUCGAGUUCUUCGCCAACCUAGUGGGAGGAGGUGGGCUUAAUGGGGAGACGACGCAGUUGAGGGAAGACGCAUGGGUCUAUACGAAGAAAGAGGCUCUGGGUGUAUGCGCGGGCAUAGGAGCAUGGAAUUACCCCAUACAAAUAGCGCUCUGGAAGUCAGCACCUUGUCUUGCCGCGGGCAACACUAUGGUCUACAAGCCCAGCGAAGUCACGCCGCUACACGGUCAAAUAUUGGCCGAGAUCUACACGGAAGCAGGAGUACCACCUGGGGUCUUCAACGUUGUUCAAGGCGGUGGGGACGUCGGCGCGUAUCUUACGUCGCAUGUUGGAAUCGCCAAGGUGUCUUUCACUGGACAAGUCUCAACAGGCAAAAAGGUUGCUAGCAGCGCAGCAGCAGGAAUGAAAUACACGACCAUGGAGCUUGGUGGGAAGAGCCCAGUCAUCAUAUUAUCAGACGUGGAUCUAGAACAAGCCGUGAAUGGAGCUAUGAUGGCCAAUUUCUUCAGCACUGGCCAGGUCUGCACGAAUGGCACAAGGGUAUUUAUUCCCAAAGACAUGAAGCAAGCCUUUGAGGAGAUGCUACUGGAAAAGAUGAAAUACAUCCGAGCUGGCAAUCUCAUGGACGUGAACACUAACUUUGGCCCUCUGGUGUCCGAGAUGCAUUACGACAAAGUCAUUGGGUACAUUAAGUACGGACUCGAAAAGGAUAGAGCGACCUUGCUCUGUGGAGGCCCUGACCAACCGAAAGACAUCCCCUGGAUUGGAAGGUGGCUAUUGGGUUAG